AUGGAUGCCCCCCAAUCUCCGGGAUCUGGGGCGAACUACACCAGCCAAACUGCAUGUGUCGAGUCCGCUGCCGAAGAACAGGUUUCCUAUCUUGAUUUUCCGGUUCGCGAAGUCAACAAUGGCGCUGACCUACGAGAAUACGCAACGGAAACACGAGAAGGCGCACUCAUCAAGCCGGCCCAGUCAAAUGCAACCGGAAAGAUAGAGAACUGGAAACUGGUCACCUUCACAGUCGACGACCCCGAGAACCCCAAGAAUUGGUCGAAGGCAUACAAAUGGUACUGCACAAUGGUCGUCGCAUUUACAUGUUUUGUCGUGGCGCUAUGCAGUAGUAUUAUUACAGCAGAUAUCCCAGGGCCCCGAAAAUCUUUUGGCGUUUCCGAGGAGGUUAGUCUUUUGGUGGUUACUGUAUUCGUUAUUGGAUUUGGUGUGGGUAAGUUACUUGAUGCCCAAGCUUAUAAUAAGAUGCUUACCAGAACUAUAGGGCCAAUGGCUUUUGCUCCUCUGUCCGAAAUGUUCGGACGGCGACCUGUAUAUGCUAUUACCCUCGGAAUUGCUGUCAUCUUCGUUAUUCCCUGCGCCGUGGCCUAA
Molecule: messenger RNA, 591 nt
Organism: Penicillium chermesinum
Lineage: Eukaryota; Fungi; Ascomycota; Eurotiomycetes; Eurotiales; Aspergillaceae
Product: Major facilitator superfamily domain general substrate transporter
Exons: 1
Coding region: 1-591 (196 amino acids)
Biological process (GO): transmembrane transport
Molecular function (GO): transmembrane transporter activity
Source: RefSeq, a predicted model, not a curated record